AUGUUCAAUCUUUUUUUAGCGGUUUCCCCAGAGAUCUUUCUCAUUAAUGCAACUUUCAUUUUGCUCAUUCAUGGAGUUGUAUUUAGUACCUCUAAGAAAUAUUCUUAUCCACCGUUAGUCAGUAAUGUGGGUUGGCUUGGAUUACUUAGUGUUCUAAUAACCUUGCUUCUGCUCGCCGCUGGCGCACCUCUCCUAACUAUUGGCCAUUUAUUCUGGAAUCAUUUUUUUAGGAGGGACAAUUUUACAUAUUUCUGCCAAAUACUUCUAUUAUUAAGUACGGCUGGUACCAUUUCGAUGUGUUUCGAUUCUUUCUUUAAAGAGAGGUUUGAUGCUUUUGAAUUCAUUGUAUUAAUUCCACUUCCUACUCGCAGUAUGCUCUUUAUGAUCUCGGCUCAUGAUUCAAUUUCCAUGUAUUUAGCUAUUGAGCCUCAAAGUUUAUGUUUUUAUGUGAUGGCAGCAUCAAAAAGAAAGUCAGAAUUUUCCACGGAAGCCGGCUCGAAAUAUUUGAUCUUAGGUGCAUUUUCCUCUGGAAUCUUACUGUUUGGUUGUUCCAUGAUCUAUGGGUCUACUGGAGCUACCCACUUCGAUCAAUUAGCCAAGAUUUUGACCGGAUACGAAAUCACUGGUGCUCGAUCUAGUGGUAUUUUUAUGGGGAUUCUAUCUAUCGCUGUAGGAUUCCUAUUCAAGAUCACUGCAGUUCCUUUUCAUAUGUGGGCACCUGAUAUCUAUGAGGGUUCACCCACCCCGGUUACAGCAUUCCUUUCUAUUGCGCCUAAAAUCUCUAUUUUUGCUAAUAUUUCACGUCUUUCUAUUUAUGGUUCCUAUGGAGCUACAUUGCAAGAAAUCUUCUUUUUCUGCAGCAUUGCUUCUAUGAUCUUAGGAGCACUGGCCGCCAUGGCCCAAACGAAAGUCAAAAGACCUCUAGCUCAUAGUUCAAUUGGACAUGUAGGUUAUAUUCGUACAGGUUUCUCAUGUGGAACCAUAGAAGGAAUUCAAUCACUACUAAUUGGUAUCUUUAUUUAUGUAUUAAUGACGAUAGAUGCAUUCGCCAUAGUUUUAGCAUUACGGCAAACCCGUGUCAAAUAUAUAGCGGAUUUGGGCGCUCUAGCCAAAACGAAUCCUAUUUCGGCUAUUACCUUCUCCAUUACUAUGUUCUCAUACGCAGGAAUACCCCCGUUAGCCGGUUUUUGUAGCAAAUUCUAUUUGUUUUUCGCCGCUUUGGGUUGUGGGGCUUACUUCCUAGCCCCAGUGGGAGUAGUGACUAGCGUUAUAGGUCGUUUUUAUUAUAUACGCUUAGCGAAAAUCAUGUUUUUUGAUACACCUAGGACAUGGAUUCUAUAUGAACCAAUGGAUCGUGACAAGUCGUUACUACUAGCAAUGACUUCCUCUUUCAUUACUUCAUCCUUUCCAUAUCCCUCUCCCUUGUUCUCAGUUACUCAUCAAAUGGCACUCAGUUCAUAUCUUUAA
This is a messenger RNA of Cucumis sativus (cucumber), 1467 nucleotides long. The record is from the annotation of a RefSeq genome assembly. NCBI's taxonomy places the organism in Eukaryota, Viridiplantae, Streptophyta, Magnoliopsida, Cucurbitales, Cucurbitaceae.